AUGGGGACGUUCCUGAUAAGAACGGCAUUGGUGGGGACGACCUUGACUAAGCCUACCUGGGUAUGGACGGCCCCAAGCAAUAAUGUCGUUGGGAUAAAGCAACUCGGUGACAAGACAUAUGACGGCGACGUUGCAGGCUCUGACACAUCCGGCGCAUUUCACUGGAGAAUUGCUUUCGCCAUUGAAGAUGACGAGAAUUCUCUGCUGCGUUACUUUUGCAAAGAUAUCUCAUGCUUUGCUAUUUCACGUCCUUGUUCCGCAAUAACAAUCAGAGAUUAUUCUUCUUCUCAGAGCAACACAUCUAUUUCUUCGGCAAAGGGUAAAUGCAGGUUUGAUAACGUCAAGUGCUUAGAUGAUGCUGUGAGUCUUUUCCGUCGAAUGGUAAGAACGCAGCCUCUUCCUUCAGUUUUUGACUUCUCCCAAUUAUUAAAGACUAUGGUAAAUAUGAAGCAUUACUCUGCUGUUGUUUCACUUUUUGGAGAAUUGCUGAAAUCGGGUAUCCCAAUUGAUGGUUUCAUCUUGAGUAUCGCGAUCAACAAUUAUUGCCUAAUGCAUCGUUCUGACUGCGGAUUUUCGGUGUUAGCCAUUUACUUGAAGAAUGGCAUUCCAUUUAAUGUUGUCACGUUUAGCACCAUACUAAGGGGACUCUUUGCGGAAAGUAAGAUAAAAGAUGCAGUUAACUUGUUCAAAAAGUUGGUGAGAGAGAAUAUUUGUGAGCCUGAUGAAUUCAUGUAUUCAAUUAUCAUGAAUGGGCUUAGCAAAAGGGGUCAUACUCAAAAAACUUUUGAUUUGCUUAGGGUAAUGGAACAAGGAAGCACUAAGCCCAAUGCAUACAUCUAUAGCAUUGUUAUAGAUGCCCUAUGCAAAGAUAGGAUGUUAGAUGCUGCUAUUAGCCUUUUUGAAGAGAUGAAACAAAAAGGCAUUCCUCCCAACGUUGUCACAUAUAGCUCAUUGAUUGAUGGUUUAUGUAAGCUUGGCCAGUGGGAAAAGGUUAGGACUUUGUUCUUCGAAAUGGUAAAUCUUAAUAUUUAUCCAGAUGUCCGCACCUUCAACAUACUGACAGAUGGUCUAUGCAAAGAAGGAAAAGUUGAAGAUGCUGAGGAGGUAAUGAGACACAUGAAUGGAAAAGGUGUGGAGCCUAAUGUGGUCACCUACAAUGUGAUAAUUGAUGGAUAUUGCUUGAGCGGUCAAAUGGAUAAAGCAAGGAGACUUUUCGAUACAAUAAUAGUUAAGAGCAUUAAGCCUGGCAUUGUUAGCUAUAACACUUUAAUAAAUGGAUACUGUAAGAACAAUAAAUUGGAUGAUGCCAUGGAUUGGUUUCAUGAAAUUUCUCGAAACGGAUUGGAACAUAGCAUUGUUACCUACAAUACUAUCUUGCAGAGUCUACUUGAAGUUGGAAGAAUUGACUUUGCGCAAAAAUUCUUUGCUGAGAUGCUAUCUAUAGGGCUCAAACCUGAUUUAUGUACUAAUCGCAUUUUGCUCGGUGGUUAUUUCCAGAACGGGCUACUUGAGAAAGCUAUGUCGCUAUUUCAUGAGUUGGAAGUAAAGAGAGAAGAUACUGAUAUUGAGUUUUACACCAUUAUUAUUGACGGAUUGUGCAAAAAUGAUUUAGACCCACGCUAUUCAAACUUCAAUGACAUCAUCAUCCAUCCAAUUAUCGACAUGGAUGUUGACGUGAUCACCAUCGUGACCUUCAGGUCAGGUGAGAAGUUUCUUUUUGUGUUCCGCGAGGGAGUGAAUUAUGGUACUGGGAUUGCGCUGGAGUAUACGACAUCCAUUAGCCAAGGAUUCCAUCGACAGAACAAAUUGCUGACAGGAUCAGCAAGAUCCUUGAUACCAACAUUCUCUGGGGUAGCCCUGUCUAUAGCUUCUAGAUGCACAAGUAUACUGAAGUUAAGCCCGCCCUCAACAACUUGGUUGCAGCUGCUAAGCUCUUCCGCGCACAGUUGGCCAGCACCAAGGGAGCUUGACUUACCUACACGACAAUAUCUGGCAUUUUGAAAGAUGAUGCUGUGCACAGCAGAUGAUACUAUGUUAUGAUGUUGUGAAAAGACAAACCACAUAUUUGGAGCCUUUGGUGAUUUUGGUAACUGGGGAAAAUAAAUCAAUUGCUGGAAUUAUAUUUGGACCCUUUGGUGAUUUUGGUAACUGAGGAAAAUAAAUCAAUUGCUGGAAUUACUAGAGAAAGAGGUGUCAACCACUUUCAAAAGACAUUGAAGGAGAAGUCUUUCAUGGGGAUGCUUUACAGUCCAAGAAACAGGCAGAAGACGCCAAGGUUGCUUAUAUGGCUUUAACAAU
This is a messenger RNA of Nicotiana tabacum (common tobacco), 2298 nucleotides long. Lineage: Eukaryota; Viridiplantae; Streptophyta; Magnoliopsida; Solanales; Solanaceae. The record is from RefSeq and is a predicted model, not a curated record.